Molecule: messenger RNA, 2196 nt
Organism: Cyphellophora europaea CBS 101466
Lineage: Eukaryota; Fungi; Ascomycota; Eurotiomycetes; Chaetothyriales; Cyphellophoraceae
Exons: 1
Coding region: 1-2196 (731 amino acids)
Biological process (GO): ribosome biogenesis
Cellular component (GO): nucleus
Molecular function (GO): nucleic acid binding; ATP binding
Source: RefSeq, a predicted model, not a curated record
AUGGCCGAUGGUAUGCUGCUGAAUUUUGCCGUCGACCAGAUUACUGCGCCGGCGGCUCAGAAGUUCAAAGGUGGGUCAUGGAAGGACCGUGUGCGGGCAAAGAACGCUGCCCGAUUCAACGCGCAACGGCAGGGUGAUCCCACGAGGCCGCUGCUCUCUCUGGACGGUGCGCCGAAGACGGGUCCAAAUGCUGAAGAUUUUCCUGAUCCGCGACCGGCGAAGCGAAGGCGAGAGAAUGGCUCGGCAGCCGAAAACCGCACACCAUCAACGAGACAGUCACAAACUACCGAUCGAAAGCACAUAAAUGCUGAUGGCUUCGUUUCGUCGCUCUUCACCUCAAAUCCGACUCCCGCAGCGGCUGAGAAAGAAGAAGAGGGCCUCGAUGAGAAGCCAAGCAACCCUUCCAAUGCUCCCUUGCCCGAUGGAAUAGACACUUUCACGUCGCUCGGCCUGUCGUCCAGCGUGGCUGCCCACCUGCUCACCAAAAUGGAGCUGAAGAACCCGACAGCUAUUCAGAAAGCGGCGAUAACACAGAUGUUGAAAGAGCAGGGCGAUGCUUUCAUACAAUCUGAGACUGGUUCUGGCAAGACCUUGGCAUAUCUGCUACCCAUUGUCCAGAAGAUUAUCAGCAUGGCUAAGCAAAAUGACAGUGAGAACGCGGUGCAUAGAGAUUCAGGUCUCUUCGCUAUCAUUCUCGCGCCAACAAGAGAACUCUGCAAGCAGAUUUCGGUCGUGCUUGAUCGGUUACUCGGAUGUGCACACUACAUUGUCGCUGGAACGGUCACGGGAGGCGAGAGGAAGAAAUCGGAGAAGGCUCGUUUACGGAAGGGAUUGAACUGUCUCGUUGCAACGCCCGGUCGUCUCGUCGAUCAUCUGGAGAACACUGAGGUACUCAAUGUCGGUUACGUGCGGUGGCUGGUCUUAGAUGAGGGUGACAGAUUGAUGGACUUGGGUUUUGAAGAGGACAUCGGUAAGAUCAUCACCAGUCUUGACCAGAAGCGACGAAAGAGCACAAGAGCGGGACUGCCUGAGAAGCGAACCACAGUCCUAUGCUCCGCGACGCUCAAAAUGAACGUCCAGAAACUUGGUGAGAUCAGCUUGAAGAACGCAACUCUGAUCAAGAGCGACGAAGACACGCCCACCAGCGAGACUUCAGCCUUCCUCGCCCCUGCACAGCUGAAGCAGUCAUAUAUCGUCACUCCCUCCAAGCAACGACUCGUCACACUCACCGCGCUUCUGAAACGGACAUUCGCGCGCAAAGGGUCCGUGAUGAAAGCCAUCGUCUUUGUAUCCUGCGCCGACAGCGUCGACUUCCACUUCAACGUCUUCACACGCGGCCACGAGGGCGACGAAGUGCGUGCCUCAUCCCUCAGCGAACACCUGGACAUCUAUCGCCUUCACGGAUCCCUACCGCAGCCGGUCCGCACAUCCAUCGUGCGCAAGUUUCAUGCAGCCACGACCCCCUCCCUGCUCAUAGCCACCGACGUCGCCUCCCGCGGCCUGGACCUGCCCAAUCUCGACCUCGUCAUCGAGUACGACCCGGCCUUCUCCUCCGACGACCACCUCCACCGCAUCGGCCGCACCGCGCGCGUCGGGCGCGACGGUCGCGCCAUCAUCUUCCUGCUACCGGGCUCCGAAGAAGGCUACGUAUCGGUGCUCCGAUCGUCCUACAAGCCCGGCUCCGGCGGCUCCGUGACGUCCACGUCUGCGGACGAGGUGCUGCGCAAGGGCUUCAGCCCGGCCGUGGACGCGAGCCAGAAGGAAUGGGAGAAUAAAGCGACGCAGUGGCAAUUGGACCUCGAGCGGUGGGUGUGGGGCGACAAGACCACCGCGGAGAUGGCGAAGAAGGCGUUCCAGAGCCAGAUUCGCGCGUACGCGACGCACGUGGCCGGGGAGCGGCAGUGGUUCGACCUCAAGGCGUUGCAUUUGGGGCACGCGGCUAAGGCGUUUGGGCUGCGGGAGGCGCCGGCGAAUUUGAAUGUGGCGGGGAUGGGGAGGGAUGGCGGGAAGGGGAGGACGCUGGCGAUGAAGAGGAAGGCUGGUGGUGCUGAUGGGGAGCAUCGUGGAGAGCAGAAGAAGAUGGAGGUGGAGGAUGUCGGUGAGGCGGAUCAGGCGGCGAAGAAGAUGCGGGAUGUCGUGAGGAAGCAGAGGAAGAUGAUGAUGGGAGCUGGCGCUGAUGAAUUCAACCUGGCGUGA